AUGACGCCCCCGCCGCUCCUCUUCCACGCCCUCCUGCGCCCCGCGGUUCUGCAAAUCCUGCGCGCGACGGGCUAUCACGCCGCGCGGCCUGUGGUGCUCGAUGCCGUGACGGAGCUCGCGGCGCGGUACAUGUACGCGCUGUGCCAGGCGACGGCGCGCCACGCCGCGGACAACAACCCCGACGGCGAGGCGCCCGGCAUUGUCGACGUGCGCAUGGCGCUGCAGGAGCUGGGCGCCGUGCCGCCGGACGACGUGCUCGCUGAGGGCAGGGGCGCGAUCCUGGGCGAGAUCCUAGACUCCGUCGAGGGAGGCGCCGAGGGGCCCGCUGGAGCGGGAGCAGGAGAAGCAGCAGGAGAAGGGCCCGAUGCCGAGGGGGACCUUGCGAUGACAACGGCGCUGGCCGAUGUCGCGCGGGAGAGGGAGAGGGUCGAGGACACGAGGGGCGUGGACGAGUUCAUCAAGUGGUUCUCCGGGCCGCGGAACAAGACCAUCCGGGAAGCCGCGGUGGGCGACGGAGAGCUGGAGCUGGGCGAUUACUUGAACGUCCUGAAAAAGAAGCACAGCAAGACGGGCGAGGACUCCAAGUACCACGGCACGAUCAUCGGCAAGGGUAACGACGUCGGCGAGGUCCAGGUCGAGGGCGGAGACCUGCCGAGCAUUCACACGUGGCGGACCAAGAUGCAGGGGCCCCUGCCGGGCAACGCACUGUCGGCGGCGUCGCCUCGAAUUAAGGAGGAGUCGAGGCCGCCAAGCUCCGGGCUGAGCUCCGUGGGCGACAGGCUGGGCGACGACCGGGACGGCAUGGACUUGUCGUAG
Molecule: messenger RNA, 816 nt
Organism: Colletotrichum graminicola M1.001
Lineage: Eukaryota; Fungi; Ascomycota; Sordariomycetes; Glomerellales; Glomerellaceae
Product: bromodomain associated domain-containing protein
Exons: 2
Coding region: 1-816 (271 amino acids)
Molecular function (GO): protein heterodimerization activity
Source: RefSeq, a predicted model, not a curated record